This is a messenger RNA of Akanthomyces muscarius, 819 nucleotides long. RefSeq lists its product as uncharacterized. Gene Ontology annotation, molecular function: ubiquitin conjugating enzyme binding; ubiquitin-like protein binding; cullin family protein binding. The transcript is spliced from 7 exons. Gene Ontology annotation, cellular component: ubiquitin ligase complex. NCBI's taxonomy places the organism in Eukaryota, Fungi, Ascomycota, Sordariomycetes, Hypocreales, Cordycipitaceae. The record is from RefSeq and is a predicted model, not a curated record. Bases 1 to 819 code for a protein of 272 amino acids. Gene Ontology annotation, biological process: positive regulation of ubiquitin-protein transferase activity; protein neddylation.
AUGCCUCCCAGUAGUGCGCAGCUCCGGGCCAUGGUCAGCUCGUUCACGAACUUCACAGGAGCGAGUGAGAGAGUCGCUACUAAAUAUAUCAAGGGCGCCGGCUACAAGGUUAACGAAGCUGUAGAUGACAGCUCCGAUGACCUCACAUCCGACAAGGAUUCAUGUUACUUUCAAGACCAAGGUGGCGCAAAGGAGUCAUCGGCUUCAGCGGGCCUCGAAUCUGAGUUGAACUCCUUGUUUGACAGCUUACGAGACGACGCAAAUGACGCCGUAGAUCGGAUUGAGUUGAACUCUACUAUGAAUUACUUGAGCAACGAGCUCAAGGUCAACAUAGAAAAUGCUGAACUGUUUGUCGUUCUGGACCUGCUACAGGCGCCAACCAUUGGUGAAAUUUCGCGCAAGGGCUAUGUUGAGGGAUGGAAAGCAAGCCGCGUGAACGCUUCGCAUAAGGACCACGCCAAGUACGCCUUUGUCGCUGGUCGCGAAAAGGACCAAAAGGCUCUGAGUCUCGAAAACGCUCUCGUCUACUGGGACAUGCUCUUUGCCCCUCCUGGCAUGGAAUGGAAGAAUGAGCACCGCGACUGGUUGGCGCUGUGGAAGAAAUUCUUGGCCGAGAAAUGGACUCGUUCUGUCAACCGCGACAUGUGGAACAUGGCUCUCGAGUUUGCCUUCAAGAGCAUCCAGGACGACUCCCUGACCUUCUACAGUGAAGAAGGUGCCUGGCCGAGCGUGAUUGACGACUUUGUUGCGUGGUGCAAGGCCAACGGCGUCGGCAAGUCUGAGGGCAAGUCUGAGCAGAUGGAGGUUGAUGACGCAUAG